Messenger RNA from Pseudoliparis swirei, 2886 nucleotides. Its product is annotated as diacylglycerol kinase zeta-like. Lineage: Eukaryota; Metazoa; Chordata; Actinopteri; Perciformes; Liparidae. Gene Ontology annotation, biological process: intracellular signal transduction; lipid phosphorylation; regulation of synaptic transmission, glutamatergic. Gene Ontology annotation, cellular component: nucleus. Gene Ontology annotation, molecular function: ATP-dependent diacylglycerol kinase activity; protein binding. Bases 1 to 2886 code for a protein of 961 amino acids. The record is from RefSeq and is a predicted model, not a curated record. The transcript has 33 exons.
AUGGUCAGGCUGUUCGAGGCUACCGGGGACACGGACACAGGCAGUGGUCGGUUCGAGGCUACCGGGGACACGGACACAGACAGUGGUCGGUUCGAGGCUACCGGGGACACGGACACAGACAGUGGUCGGUUCGAGGCUACCGGGGACACGGACACAGACAGUGGUCGGUUCGAGGCUACCGGGGACACGGACACAGACAGUGGUCGGUUCGAGGCUACCGGGGACACGGACACAGACAGUGGUCGGUUCGAGGCUACCGGGGACACGGACACAGACAGUGGUCGGUUCGAGGCUCCCGGGGACACGACACAGACAGUGGUCGCAGGUGAGGACGGACAGCUGUCAGUGACCCGGAUGGAGGAGGAGUUUGUCCAGCUGACCUUCCGGAAGCAGGUGUCCUACAGGAAAGCAAUCGCUAAGUCCGGCCUGCACCACCUGCCCUGCCAGCCCGGGACCUCCCAGAACCGGAGCGACCCGGAGACCUAUAUCCGCAGCACUUUGGACUGGACUGAGUCAGCGCAGUGUGGAGACCACAUCUGGUUUGAGACCAGUGUGUCUGGAGACUACUGCUAUGUGGGAGAGCAACACUGUGUGGCCAGAGCACUGCAGAAGUCUGUGGGCAGAAGGAAGUGUGCUGCGUGUAAGAUCGUGGCCCACACUGUCUGUAUCGGACUUCUGGCCCAGGUCCCCGACUCUAGAGCCUUUCUGUUGGACUCCAGCCGGCCUCCCAAUGACCCCUCCUUUCGGAUCAAUUUCAGGUGUAAACCGUCGUUCAGAGAAUCCGGCUCCAGGAACAUCCGAGAGCCCGGCGGGGUGCGGCACCACUGGGUGCACCGCCGACGGCAGGAAGGCAGAUGUCAACAGUGUGGGAAGGGCUUCCAGCAGAAGUUUGCGUUCCACAGCAGAGACAUCGUGGCCAUCAGCUGCUCCUGGUGCCAGCAGGCGUACCACAACAGGGUGUCCUGCUUCAUGCUGCAGCAAAUUGAGGAGGCGUGUCCAAUAGGAGCUCACGCUGCUCUCAUAGUCCCACCCACAUGGAUCCUUCGAGUCCGGCGCCAUCAGUCGUCCAUGAAGUCGAUUAAGAAGAAGAAGAGAACGUCGCUCAAGAAGAAGAGUAGCAAGAAGGGAUCGGAGGACGGGCGGCAGUGGAGGCCCUUCGUCAUCAGAGCCAUGCCGGCUCCGCUGAUGAAGCCACUGCUCGUGUUCGUUAACCCCAAGAGCGGAGGGAACCAGGUAUUCACACAGGCAGAGACCUGGACACCUCUAUGUGGGAGGAAGGAUGAUGGAAGGUGGAUAGAAGGAUGCCUGGAGCUGUAUCGUAAAGUCCAUAACCUGAGGAUCAUGGCCUGUGGAGGAGACAGCACUGUGGGCUGGAUCCUGUCUUGUCUCGACGAACUGGCGAUAACUCCUCAGCCUCCUGUUGCCGUGUUACCUCUGGGGACGGGGAACGACCUGGCCAGGACCCUCAACUGGGGGGGGGGCUAUACAGACGAGCCUCUGUCUAAGAUCCUCUCCCACGUUGAGGAUGGAGCGGUGGUCCAGCUGGACAGAUGGAAUCUACAGGUUGACCCCAACCCCAGUGCAGGGGCCGAGCCGGAGGAGCAGGAGAAGCUUCUUCUAGACGUCUUCAACAACUACUUCAGUCUGGGCUUUGAUGCCCACGUGACGCUCGAGUUCCACGAGUCCAGAGAAGCCAACCCGGAGAAGUUCAACAGUCGUUUCAGGAAUAAGAUGUUCUAUGCCGGGACAGCCUUCUCAGACUUCCUGAUGAGGACCUCUAAAGACUUGUCUAAGCACAUCAAAGUGGUGUGUGACGGGACAGACCUGACCUCAAAGGUCCAGGACUUGAAGCUGCAGUGCCUGGUCUUCCUCAACAUCCCCAGGUACUGCGCCGGUACCACGCCUUGGGGGACCCCCGGUGAACAUCACGACUUUGAACCUCAACGCCACGAUGACGGAUUCAUCGAGGUCAUCGGGUUCACCAGGACCUCUCUGCAGCCGGUCCCAGAGAGCCUCAGGAUCCGGGUCAACAGGAUCAGCAUGCUGGACUACGAGGCUUUGCACGAUGACAAGGACCAGCUGCGACACGCAUCGGUUCCUCUGGGGCUCAUCGUGGUUCCUGGAGACAGCGACUUGGAGACCUGCAGAGACCACAUCCAGCACCUCCAGGAGGAGGUUCUAAGUGUCCCUCUGUUGGUCCUACAGGAGGAGGCCACCAGGCCCCAGAGUCUUUCCUCUCAGAGGUUCUCUCCACGCUGGUGUUUCCUGGACUCGACCACGGCGGAUCGUUUCUACAGGAUCGACAGAGCUCAGGAACAUCUCAACUACGUCUCAGAAAUCUCCCAGGAGGAGAUCUUCAUCCUGGACCCUGAACUGGUUGUCAUGACAAUAGGCACCUCCCCAUCAGACAUGACGGAUCUGGUUAACUCCGCCUCCAGCCAGGUGAACAGCAGUGCUCUGGUGGUCAUUGGAGAGCUGGUCCGGCCAGCUGCUUCACUAAAGGUCAGCGACCCCUCGUCCCAGUGCACGAGUAUUAAUAACGACAACUCUCUCAUGCUAGAGCUGUUGAUUGAGUGUGUGAAGAAGGAGGACAGGAAGAAGCUGCAGCAGCUGCACCAGCAGGGGGCGCCCCUCACAGCGCUGGACCCCUCGGGCUGCAGCCUGCUGCACCACGCCGUCGCCGCGGGGAGCAAAGAGAUGGUCCGCUACCUCCUGGACAACGCUCCGGCCGACCUGCUGGACGUCAGCGAGACGCUGCAGGGGGAGACGGUGCUCCACCUGGCUGCAUCCCUGUGUCACAGGACCAUCUGCCACUACCUGGUGGAGGCAGGAGCCUCCCUGAUGAAGACAGACCUCCAGGUGGUUUCCAUUAAGCUCAAAAAUUAA